Messenger RNA from Oryzias melastigma (Indian medaka), 3523 nucleotides. RefSeq names its product estrogen-related receptor alpha (gene esrra). The record is from RefSeq and is a predicted model, not a curated record. The transcript is spliced from 8 exons. NCBI's taxonomy places the organism in Eukaryota, Metazoa, Chordata, Actinopteri, Beloniformes, Adrianichthyidae. Gene Ontology annotation, biological process: regulation of DNA-templated transcription. Gene Ontology annotation, cellular component: nucleus. Gene Ontology annotation, molecular function: nuclear steroid receptor activity; sequence-specific DNA binding; zinc ion binding. The coding region runs from base 354 to 1655 and encodes 433 amino acids.
CCGGUAGCAAAGACGCUAGCAUAUUAACUACAGCCGUAGUUGUAGAAGCCAAAACGGGAACGGAACCGAACAGCCGGACAAGACGCUUUGUGGACGGUCAGUCGGUCUCAUCUUUUAGAGCAGCGGCGUCGGGAGAAUCAUGUGAGAAACCCCGCGGGACAUAGCCGGUGCCAUCGAUCCAAUUUAUCCACCGAGCCCGGACUUUAACUGCCGUUUAAAGCCCCAAACCAAAUGCAAGGGUUUGACGUUUGCCUGUGUCCUGCCGACAGAAUUCAACCCACAGCGAGUCAUUGAGCUGCCAUUAGGACUGUGAGACAUCUACAUUUAAAGCUCCAUUACACCUAAGAGACGACAUGUCUUCCCGGGAGCGUCGCUCAGACGUUUACAUAAAGGCCGAACCUAGCAGUCCGGAGGGCGGUGGGGGGGGUCGGACCAGCCCCGGCGGGGCUUCCUCGGAUUCCUCUCAGAGCGGAGGCGGCGGAACCAGAGGGGACGGUGCCAAGCGUUACUCGCCGCCGCUCUACACGCCAGCUCUGCGCUGUCAUUUCAAAGACGAGGCCGGCGAAGGAGCCGAGGAGAGCUCCACUGGAAACGGAGCGGGGCGCUGCAAGUACGCCCUGAGCACGCUGCCCAAAAGGCUGUGCCUCGUGUGUGGGGAUGUGGCGUCGGGAUACCACUACGGCGUGGCGUCGUGUGAAGCCUGCAAAGCUUUCUUCAAGAGAACCAUUCAAGGUAACAUCGAGUACAGCUGUCCAGCAUCAAACGAGUGUGAAAUCACCAAAAGGCGCAGAAAGGCGUGCCAAGCAUGCCGCUUUACCAAGUGCCUCAAAGUAGGCAUGCUCAAAGAGGGAGUGCGUCUAGAUAGGGUCCGAGGUGGACGGCAGAAGUACAAGCGGCGCCCGGAAGUGGAGAACGCCACAUACCAGAGUGCCCCUCUACCGCUGACCAAGGAGAGCGAGAAAGGUGCCUCCAGUAUCAUUGUGUCCCACCUCCUGGUGGCAGAGCCCGAGAAGCUCUUCGCCAUGCCGGACCCGCUGCAGCCCGACACGGCCCAGCGCACGCUCACCACCCUGUGUGACCUCGCCGAUCGCGAGCUGGUUGUGAUCAUUGGCUGGGCCAAACACAUUCCAGGCUUCCUGUCCCUGUCUCUAGCAGAUCAGAUGUCGGUGCUGCAGUCGGUGUGGUUGGAGGUGUUGGUUCUGGGCGUGGCGUACCGCUCGCUGGGCUGCGAGGACGAGGUGGUGUUCGCCGAGGAUUUUGUCCUGGAUGAGGAUAUGUCUCGAGCGGCCGGACUCACGGAGUUGAACGCAGCGAUUAGUCAGCUGGCUCGCCGUUUCCGCACGCUAAACCUGGACCGGGAGGAGUUCGUCAUGCUGAAGGCCAUCGCACUCACAAACUCAGACUCUGUUUACAUCGAGGACAUGGAGGCGGUGCAGAAGCUGCGAGACCUCCUCCACCAGGCGCUGCUGGAGCUGGAGUGCCAGAGGCGUCCGGACGACCCCCAGCGGGCCGGACGCCUCCUCUUAACACUGCCCCUCCUCCGACAGACUGCUGGGCGCGCGCUCACCACCUUCUACAGCAUCAAGACCCGCGGUGGCAUCCCCAUGCACAAACUCUUCCUGGAGAUGCUGGAAGCCAUGAUGGACUCUCCUUAGAGCGAGGACGUGGCUGAAGGAAAGGACGCAAACGCAGCAGAGAUUUAGUCUUCAGGAGCCAUUUCUAAACAAAAGCUGCUUUUUACUUUAGAGAAUCAUCUAGGGAAAUCACUUUAUUCCUUUUUACUCGGUGUGGAGGAACGCGCUGGAACCUGUUUUUUUUAAGUGGAAACGAUGAUCUGCCAAACGUCAGAGAAACGCUCCAAGAAUCCGAGGUGAACAUGUGUAACAUAAAGGCCAGAAUUCUUAACAGCUUUAUUAUCGUCAUGGCAGCAGAACCACAGAGGAUCACCUUUUAGAGAACUUUAAGAAUAGACUGCAACACCGUAGCUUUGGAACUGUAAGAUCAUCUGCCAGUGAAAGCCAUAACCACACCUCCGGCUGACAUUUAUGAACUGUUUAGCAGGCCGCUGUCGGCAAACCAUGUGAACGACUUGCAAUAUGUUCGAAGCAAUACGACGUGAUGACUCGGUCACAUUGAAAAUGUGGAUAAAACGGUCGAUGGGUAUGUUUGUGGUAGCUGUCUUUGGUCCCCACAUGCUGAAUAUUUGUCAAAUCUGGUUUAUGAAACCUUUUGAGAUGAAAGUCUGCAAUAGAGAGAAUGAUAAAGACUGAUCAAGUGCAAAAUAAGAGCGCGUUAUAGGAUGACAGAAACUGUCAGGCUCUCCGUCAGGAACGGCUCUUUCACUGUAAAGGCUCAUGCAGCCACAGCGGCGGUCACAAAGCAACGUGCCUCAUCAGCUCUUUUCUACUCCCCUCCUCCACCGGAGCCACGGACCGACCUCUAAGUGUCCGCUGAAGGACGCCGGCUCCCGUUUCACGCCUGUCCUGAAACACGCCUGCGAGUGAUGCAUGGAGCGAUUCUGCCACGUUCUCUGCAGGAGCGGCCGAUCUGAAAUCCCUCCUCCCCCUGUGGACGCACAUCCGUGGAACUGGUAAAAGCCCCCGGACGGGCUCAGGGCUACAAGAAACGCCACUUAUGCAACUCUGCUGUUUUUGGAUGUUGAAACUCUGUGAUUAAAAUCCCGAAAGUCCUCCCGUUUGUAACUGUUUUCAAAGGUUGUGAGCUUCACGUGGACCGCGACGGAGGAUCCCAGCGGCCGACAGGGCGUUUCUCCUUCAGCCAUGUACAGUUCCAUUUAAAUAAACAUGCAAUUUAUAGUGGAAGCCGAAGAAGCCAGCAGAUGUGGUACUACUUCCUCAUGACUGUGCUAUCCGUGCAGCUUACAGUGUGCUCGUGUGUGUAAAGACAUGAAACUGGCUUCUCCAUGCAUUUCUAGGAAAUAAGGGCAUUUUAGUCGACAUGGUGACGCUUUUCCUUUCGCUUUCCGAGGCCGACUGCUGUUUUAGGGAUCAACUUUGCAUGACUUUAUAGUUGUGGCAGCACAGUGAGGCUACAAACGGCUACCUCAGGAGGAUGAGUGAGCCCGACGGACGUCCGUGAAGAUGUCGCCCUAAAAAAAAAAAAAAAACUCAAAUCUGUUGGUUCAACCUGAAGGACGACAGAUGGUUUUAGUCACUACAUUUCUUGGUUAAAAAGACCAGGGUGCUUUUAUUUUGACAUUUCAAUCUAAAUCCGAUUAUUUUGUUUCCUGUUUUUGGUACAGUGUGUUAUGGUGGAGGGUCACUGCAGCAUCAAAGCUCAAAUUAUCCUGUCCUGUGUAGGUCCUAAUACUAAUGUGCACAUAAUUAUAAAUGAGCAAUACAAUAAAUUUACCAAACCUCACACAUUUCCUUGUAUAGCCACAGUGUACAUUCAACAUUGCCAGUUAUAAUUAUAAAUAGGUACUAAAUGUUAUUUAGAACUUCAAAUCAAUGUUUGUAUUUUGAAAGAAUAUUUAAAUGAUUAAAUUCUAUUUUUUACUCAA